Messenger RNA from Durusdinium trenchii, 1794 nucleotides. The record is from the annotation of a GenBank genome assembly. Lineage: Eukaryota; Dinophyceae; Suessiales; Symbiodiniaceae.
AUGUGCAGCAUGCAGGCUUGCUUGGCGCAGAGCUUCCUGGACUGCGAUGAUUCCUGGUCCGACUUCCGCACGCGCUUGGCCUCGAAUGCGGAGCGGGGCUUCCCUCGCGAUGUGGAGCUGGCGGUGGUGGCACAGGAUCUGGUACAGCAGUACGGGGAUGAUUUGGAGGUGGACCCAGGUGCCAACUACGGCGCCAGCCGAGGCAUGCGGACCUUCACGGAGCACUGUAACGCGCCGACUCCAAAAGGCGACUUUUGUUUAUAUGGCCUAGUCUCUGCGCUGUGGAUGAUUGCACGGCAUGACCAUCCAGACAGUCAGAACUUGCUGCAACAUGCCAACUUCUUAUUGGGUUCCACCAUGAACCAUGUCUUGGACUUCACGGAGAGCUCCGCUUGGCCCAUUGGCACUUUAGACAUCCUGGCGAACCUGGAGUCCCCAGACCGCUUCCUGUUGCCGCCGGAGAUCAAGCAACGAGCUACACGGACCCUGCGCCCCCUGGCAGUGGUGGAGUCACAGCGGUUACCCGAGCGCUUUGAGCAUCCGCCGAUCCGUUUGGAGGUUUGGGAGUUGGGCGUCCAUGCUUCUCUGAGCGCUGAGGCGAUCCAGAUGUUGCUGCGGACCCUGGCCGUGGCGGAGUUCAAGUUCCGGAACAUCCUGAAGGAUCAGUAUCCGUUGUGGCUCCCGGAGAAGUGCCAGACCCUCUACUGGCAUCCGCGCUUGGACUGCACUGAGCCCGAGGACGAGAUCACCGAGCUCUUUCGGAGCUUCGUGCCGCUGAGCGCCACGUCCAAAGAGCCCAUCGUCGAUAUGGAUCGCUUCAUCCGGGAGUUUGAGAAGGUGGCGGGGCAACGCUUGAACUUUGUGGAUUUGCUCGUUUGUACGGUGCCCUAUUUGUGUUUGCUCUUUGAGCCUGUGGACCUCCCCACGAUUGGAUACUUUGGGCAUCCAUUGCUCUUCAUGGUUCCUGAGGAGGAAGAGCUCCGAGAGAAGUUCUGGAAACGCUUUGCCGACAUGGAGGCGAAGAGUGGAGUGGCCUUUGCAGUGAGUGAUCCCUUCCUGCAGAUGCAAUAUGAGUACCAGCUGGGCCGUCGCUUGACGGUGCUGCGGACGCACGCGCUCUACACGGGCGCGACGCACAUGCCCCAGCGACCGGAGGAGAUUUUGGUCUUGGAUCGGCCGCAUGAGGCGAUUCUCAUGUGUACGCUGCAGCGGUUGCUGGGUGAGCCCUUGGACUGGCGCACCAGCGACGGUCGCUUACGCGCGGCGGGCAGUGCCACGUAUCCCUUUCGCUUCCUGACGCGGCAGCUGACGGAUAAGAAGUUCAGCACCUUUGCGCAGUUCCGAGCCGUGGCGUUGUGGCCCUACGACAUGGAUCUCAUCACCUUCUAUGAGUUUUAUGGCAUGAACAUGCCGAUCUUCAUGCCUUCGCACCUCUCGAAGUACAUCUUCCAUCAAGACCACGAACACUACGACUUCCGCUGGGCUGCCCGAAACGUGGACUACGAGUCUCCGGAGCCAGCCCUCUGGAGCAGCGAGCUCACUGACCGAAGCCCCUUUGAGGAGUCGUCGCCGGAGGCCGUGGCGCGGAUCGUGGAAUACGCGGACUACUUCCGAUUUCCGGAAGUGCAGCACUUCGACUCCAUCCCCGCUUUGUUGGAGAUGUUGUUGAAGGUGGACUUCUUUGAGAUCACACAGGAAAUGGCUCGCUUCAACCAGGAUUCCUUGGUCGAGACUUUGCGUUCGUGGCGCGUCCUUGCGCAAGGGACCACUGGCUUUGAGCCCUCCUUCUUCUGA